This is a messenger RNA of Hypomesus transpacificus, 2528 nucleotides long. It is a transcript of the gene drc1, whose product is annotated as dynein regulatory complex subunit 1 homolog (Chlamydomonas). The record is from RefSeq and is a predicted model, not a curated record. Gene Ontology annotation, cellular component: axoneme; axonemal dynein complex. The coding region runs from base 81 to 2498 and encodes 805 amino acids. The transcript has 16 exons. Gene Ontology annotation, biological process: regulation of cilium movement; axonemal dynein complex assembly; cilium-dependent cell motility. NCBI's taxonomy places the organism in Eukaryota, Metazoa, Chordata, Actinopteri, Osmeriformes, Osmeridae.
UGUUAAGUUAGCUACUGGUUAGCUAGGCUGGCUUAGCUAUAAUAGAGUUUCAAAGCUAGUACAAUUUCACAAGUCUAAACAUGAGUCAAUCCGGGACCCUUCAUGAGGAUCUUGGUGAAGCUGGACCCUCAUUGGACUCCGAGAAUCCGGAGGAGAGGAUUGCUGCCAGACGCCUUCGCAUAGCCGCACGAAAAGAAGCCAGGAGAAGACAAGAACUCGGGGAUGACUCAAACGAGAAGAAGGAAAUCGAAGAGGAGACAAGAAAGAGCCAGAUCCAAGUGGAUCAGAGUGAAAAGCGGAUGUUAAAUUUGCUGAGCGACGGGACAGAGCUUGUCACCAACGUCAUGGUAGCAGCAGACGCUAGAGAGUCGCAGUGCAGAGCAGAGAUAGAAGAAGCACGCAGACUCAGGGUGGAAAAGCUGGAGAACGAGGCCAAGGUUAGCUUGGAGAAGUUUGAGGAUAUCAACAAGAAGUGGAUGGUGGCUAAAAUGAAGGAUAUCCCUCAGGACCUGAGAGAUAGUCUGAUCAGCCAACAGCAGCUCUGCGGCCUGCUUGUCCAGGACAAAAACAAUCUGAUCACUGAGCUGCAGCAGGAGCUGAAGCAAGCGGACGACUGCUACGUCAAAGACCUGAAGAGACAGGCUGAGGACGUGGACCUGAUGAUUGAGAGGAUGGAGGACCAGGUCAAGAUCCUGAAUAAGUCAUACAGGGUGGAGCUGGACCAGAUAGAGAGCGCGUACGAGAGCGAGCGCAAGGUGCUUCUGACUGGAGACAGAGAGAAGUGGGAGCAACACAUGAAGGAACGCAGUGACAACGAGUUGGAGAACCUGAUGCAGAGGAUGAGGAGGGUGGAGGAGUACGAGGUCCUGCUGGACCAAGUGAGGGUGGAGGACGCCGAGGAGUACAACAUGAUCAAGAUCAAGCUGGACACCGACGUCCAGAUCUUGGAGCAGCAGCUGCAGCAGAUGAAAGCUACCUACCAGCUGAACCAGGAGAAGCUGGAGUAUAACUUCCAGGUGCUGAAGAAGAGAGACGAGGAGAACGCCAUCACCAAGUCCCAGCAGAAGAGGAAGAUCACCAGGCAGCAGGACGUGCUGAACAACCUGAAGGUGAAAUGUUCCAACCAGGAGAAGCAGUCCAAGGAAGAGAACCAGAGUCUGACAGAGGACUACCAGCGCAUCAUGCAGCAGUACAAACACAUGCAGAAGAAGAUGAGGCACUUUGCCGCCAUCGACUCCAAGAGGUUUGAGGACAUGUGGGUGAUGAACGAGGCUGAGGUGAAGGAGCUGGUGGAGAAGGCCCUGGACAUCGACUGCAUCAUCUACCAGCAGCAGCUGGGCCUGGCCUGGGAGCGUCCUUCGCUGCCCUUCAUGGAGCGCUGUGGCCCCAUCCGGCCCCAGAAGCAAGCCCAGAGGACCGCUCGGCAGACUGCCUCAGAGCUGCUCCAUUCUGGGAAGACCAACAGCUCAAGCCUGGGGACCCGGGAGGCCUCGGUGGGGCCUAGGGCUAUGGUGGAGGCCUCAGUGGGGCCUGGAGCUAUGGUGGAGGCCUCAGUGGGGCCUGGAGCUAUGGUAGAGGCCUCAGUGGGGCCUGGAGCUAUGGUGGAGGCCUCAGUGGGGCCUGGAGCUAUGGUGGAGGCCUCAGUGGGGCCUGGAGCUAUGGUGGAGGCCUCAGUGGGGCCUGGAGCUAUGGUGGAGGCCUCAGUGGGGCCUGGAGCUAUGGUGGAGGCUGGGGCUGGGCCGGGGGCCAGGAGUUCUGGGUUGGCUGUGGAAAGAGAGAGGGAGGACAGUAAGGGGGAGAUGGAGAAGAAGGAGAGUGAGGUGCAGGGAGAGGUGUCAGUGUUGACGGUGAAGAGGCUUCUGGAGCUGCUGUGUGACGAGACGGGCUUCCUGAUAGAGAGUAAGCUCCUGAAGCUGCUGUCUCCUCUGGACAGGGAUGAGCAGUCCCUCAUGAAGCUGGAUGCCAUCUUCACUGCCAUGGGCAUCGAGAGUGAGGAGGAUGUCAACAAGAUGGCCGACUUCUUCAUCAAGUACCCACAGCAACAGGAAGAACGUGCGGUGGAAGUGCCUGCGGAUGAUAACGAGGGCAGAGGGCGGAGCUGUCCCAGCACCCCAACCUCUAAUCUCAUCCACCCUAAUGACGUCUUGAAGGCCCUCAGGGCCUUCACAGCCCAGCACCAACCUAAAAGGGGGGGCAUGGGGCACCAGCAGCUCAGGGGGGGUCUGGGCCAGAGGGAUGACUCUGAGGAUGCUGCCUACUGGGACUCCAUGGCCAACGUCAUCCCAGAGAACAAGCUCAGGAUCUGGGCAGAGCUGGAGACCUCGAUGGAGAAGUACCACACUGUUCUGACAGAGAGGUCAAAGCUCAUGACGGAGACACAGAGUGUGAAACAGCAGAACACUGAGCUCCGCAUGCUGCUCCACCAGUAUGUCACCUCCAAGGUCAACACUGAGCUGGAGAUACCGCCCACCCAGGCGAUGCAGCUGGUGCAAGAGUGAACCUCUCCAGAGAUCCCCCGUACUGUACAC